CCACAGGAAGAAAUUUCGCGUAUAAAAGCGGUUUGCGCGGGUCAUUCUCGCUAUCAGUCUUCUUCCACCAGAGAAAUGGCUUUUACGAAGAUUCUACUAGUGGUUUGCCUCGCCAUCGGCACAAUCUCCGGGUUCAGCAUCUCGGACCAGAUGCAGAACGCGCUGGUUUCCGCGAUCCGAUCCCGCACACGCACCUGGGUCGCCCAAGUGUACGAUCAGCGGGAAAAGUUUGGAGUCAUGAACUUGGGUCUUCGUCCCAACGAGUCCGUUGCCAACGCCGUACCACUGCUGGAGAAUCAACGCUCGGUUCGCUCCCUCCCGGAGAGCUUUGACUCGCGGCAAAAGUGGCCAAACUGCCCUUCGCUGAACCAAAUUCGUGACCAGGGUUGCUGCGGAUCUUGCUACGUCGUGUCGACCGCCGCGGCCAUCACCGAUCGUUACUGCAUCCAUUCCGGGGGUCAAAAGCAGUUCACAUUCGGAGCGACGGACUAUCUGGCCUGCUGUACGGAUUGCUUCAAGUGUGAUGGUGGUUACGUUGGGAAAACUUGGCAAUACUGGGUGGACUCGGGCCUCACCAGCGAGGGACCGUACAAAUCUGGCCAGGGAUGCAACUCGUACCCGUUCGGCAGCUACUGCGUCAACGACCCGCUCCCGACGUGCAGCCGGAAGUGCCAGGCAGGAUAUCCGCUGGCCUACAGCCAGGACCUCAAGUACGGAGCCAGCGCUUACCGUGUCAUGUGGAACGAAAAUGCGAUCAUGACCGAGAUCUACCAAAAUGGACCGGUGGUCGUACAGUUUGAGGUGUUUGCCGAUUUUUACCAGUACAAGAGCGGAGUGUACCGUCACGUUACCGGAGCGACUGAAGGUUGGCACGCGGUUCGAGUGAUCGGUUGGGGCGUUGAGAACGGCGUCAAGUACUGGCUGGUUGCCAACUCGUGGGGAGUACGCUGGGGCGACAAGGGCUUCUUCAAGUUUGUCCGUGGAGAGAACCAUCUAGGAAUCGAGGACUUUGUCUACGCCGGACUACCCAAAUAUUAGUGGGGAGAGGCCCGUAAACAUGCGAUACGACUUUCAGAAAUUUCUCGAGUUGUGUAUUAAUCGUGCUUGACCUGGAUUUUUUCAUCGCACUUCUUUGUCUGACUGAGAACUGCCAAAUAAACUGAAAUACAGGUUA
Molecule: messenger RNA, 1174 nt
Organism: Culex pipiens pallens (northern house mosquito)
Lineage: Eukaryota; Metazoa; Arthropoda; Insecta; Diptera; Culicidae
Product: cathepsin B-like
Exons: 1
Coding region: 76-1038 (320 amino acids)
Cellular component (GO): lysosome
Molecular function (GO): cysteine-type endopeptidase activity
Source: RefSeq, a predicted model, not a curated record